This is a messenger RNA of Alternaria ethzedia, 1032 nucleotides long. RefSeq lists its product as uncharacterized. The coding region runs from base 1 to 1032 and encodes 343 amino acids. Lineage: Eukaryota; Fungi; Ascomycota; Dothideomycetes; Pleosporales; Pleosporaceae. The record is from RefSeq and is a predicted model, not a curated record. The transcript has a single exon.
AUGCCCCUGGAACUUCAACGCUUGCCGAGCACACGAGAGCUGAGACGCAUCGCUUAUCCGAUCCAUCUGGAAGACACCCUGAGUAUGCUGAGCGACGCACCUAGCGACGAGAAAUCCAGUUGCCAUCUCACUCUUCGAGACGAUGCCCUUGCCUCCAGGGGUCCUAUCGUUGCGAGUAUUCCACGGGAUACGCUGUGUCCGUUCUUUGAGCUCCUUCCACGCGAGAUCAGAGAUGAGAUCUAUCGCUACGCACUCGGAAAUCUCAGUGCUGCCUUUAUGCACGGCAAGACUCAGGUAAGAGCAACGCAUCAUAUUCAUAAGGGACCUAUUCUAGAUACUUAUAAAGAGCAAAUCCCGUGGAUGCGCACGGGCAAACAGAUGUACCAGGAGGCUACCGAGAUGUUUUAUCAUCUGGCUCGCUUUGACAUGGACCUGGAUAUGCGCUACAAGUUUCCUCACGUCAAAGGCGUCACGCGACGGGUCAAGAUACGCCACGCUCCCACACUUAUCCGCGCGAGAUUCCUUUCAGUAGUGAAUCUAACGGUAGUAAAUCUUCGCCAAAUCGAAGGCUUGACCGAGACUCUGCACUUCGACACAGAAACCGAGCAGUGCAAAGCACUAGUUGAUCUCUUCCCACGCAUGGUUGCAUUGCGGCAACUUGAGAUCCAAAUGGAACACAAAGUCCCGCCAUGUGACGAAUUCUGCGAUACCGAGUACCGACCCUCACUCUCGUUCCUCAGAAGUCUACCUCGCGCGUCACUGGCAAGAUUACGCGUCGAAAUCCAGUGUGCUUAUAAGACAUUCGAUCGCAACUCCAUCGCUUGGGAGUAUGCCGCGAAUAACGUCGCCAGUAGGCUCUCUGAUCCUCUCAAGAGAGAGGUCAAGAGGUGCGCACUGCAUGCAGUCAGGGGAGACGAUCAUCAGUGGAAAGAGUGGAAGGAGGAGGCAAUCCAUAAUGUGGUUCGAUGGCGUCACCAAUUCCUUACCCAUCUCACGCUAGGUUUUGAGAUUACUAUGGCCCAAUACAGGUGA